AUGGCAGAAGAAGAAGCGAGGUCGAUGCUGAAGGGCUUGCUUGGGAAGCUGGUGCGCGUUGGGGUGUCUGACGGACGCAUUGUGCAGGGUGUGUUUUCUUGCGUGGACAAUGGCUGUAACAUCGUGCUCACCCACGCCAACGAGUGGAAAGGCCCGCCAAUCACGGGCGCAGACGCAUGGCCAAAGGAUGACGAGCUGGAAUUCAGGAGACCGAUUGGACUCGUCAUGAUUCCAGGAGACCACGUGUCGCGAGUAGGUGUAGCGGCGCAACAGCCACAGCACUUGCUGGACGCUCAGGCGCGAAGCAACUCAGAUGAGGACGUGUCACAGCAGCUCCAGGAAACCCUAUCCCUCCAAGGCAAUGCGGCAUGA
Salpingoeca rosetta is the source of this 372-nucleotide messenger RNA. RefSeq lists its product as uncharacterized. The record is from RefSeq and is a predicted model, not a curated record. The transcript has 2 exons. Gene Ontology annotation, cellular component: NatC complex. The coding region runs from base 1 to 372 and encodes 123 amino acids. NCBI's taxonomy places the organism in Eukaryota, Choanoflagellata, Craspedida, Salpingoecidae.